CGCUCCGCUGGCAGAGCCGCCGUAUCAGUUAGUUGUUAACUUGCCAUCGCCGAAGGAACAAGAGGCGCGAAAAGCGAAACGCGGACGCAGAAACGAAAUCGAAUCGAAUGUGCACCGCGCACCUGAAUUAAAUUCGUGGCGCAAAGGCAAGAAUUACUAUUCGAUUCGUCGUUUUUCUUGCGUGGCUCUUAUUUUUUUUUAAUUUUUUGUGUCUUGCGGAAGUGUUGCCAGCAUCCGCGACUGUUUUCAGUUCCUAGCUUUUGGCUUUCCUCUCAGCUAGCAGUCGUUAGGGUACAACUCUUGGCCUCGGUCAUAUCAAAAAAGGAAAAAAAUUUAUAUAAAAAACAACAAAUAUGUGAAAAAGUCGGCAACAAGUGCCUGCGAAAAACUGUUUUAUUGACACAUGUAUUUUACAUUUUAUAAGAACCAUAAAUGUGUGUUUAUAAAUAAAAAGUAAAUAUUUCAACGCACCCAAAAAGACAGAGAGAUUGCGGUGAAGAGAGCGAGAGCAGAGGGGCUACAAAUUUUCAGCGUGCGUGUGUGUGUGUAAUUGUUGAUCAAUUGUCAUGUGCAAAAAAGUAAAAACAAUAACACCCAGCAUCAUCAAUGGGAGGAAAAGCAUUGCAAAAUCAACCAAGUGAAACGGAACCUAAUGAAAAUCGCUAAAAGCAACGAGAUUACUACAGUGACAAGUGGCAAACGAACUCUCUCGAACAAAGAUUGCGCUCGCCAACCAAGUACAGUGAAUCGUCGUUACUGGCAUUCGGAAGCUUCGCGAGAUAUCUAUGCAAAUAUGUCGAUGUGAUUCACUGAAAGAAGUCAGCAUAAAAAAUAUAUACAUAUUUCUAAAUGUUUCACAAACAAGUCCCAAGAAAAUCCAGAAAAAACCCGACGAUAACACUAAACCACGAGUUCGGCGAUAAGUUGAUAUUUCAAACACAGGCUUCCGAGAACCAAGAACAAUGGAAUGAAAAGUCGCCAAGAUCAAGAGCAAUAACAUUAAUAUUCCAUAGACCCAAAAACUGUAAAAGGUCGUCAAUAAAAUAAAUAUUCCUUAGCCGCCAGACGAGUGAGAAAUAUCCAUGGAAAAGCCAUUAAAAUCCAUAACGCCCAGGUUCAAAUGGUUAAGAAAUGAAUAAUACCGCUGCGAAUCAAGUGCGGUGAACAACACAACGGCAAAUUGAAACGUUCUAAGAAAGUGCUCCAUAAUUGAGGCAGGGCGUUGUCGAUAACCAACAUGGAGACCUUAAUGACCUGAUGGAAUAUUUUUUUAUUUAUUAACAAAUGCCAGACAUUGGAAGGCAGCCGAUCGAUCUGUUCCGUGCAAUUUGUGGAGCAGAAGGUUCGGUAUUUUCACAUUAGAUCUUGCUAAAGAGCUUGAGAACUGAAAUAUUAGUAAGCUGGAUUUUAACAAUAGCAAAGAGAACCUAUUAGACUGUAUACACAAUCAAAAUUCAAGUUGAAGCGGACUUGUUGCUGAGAACUGGAGCAAAAGAUACAUUCUUAGUUAAGUUUAGAUACUAACUGAACCUAAGAACAGGGCUAUUAUUUAUUGUCGCCAAGAGAGGGCAUAGAAUUUUUAGCAGACUGAUUAUAUCUGAUUAACGAGAGCGAGAGCAGUCCAUGCCACCCUUUGAAGAGGGUGAAGUCAAGCCAGAGGAGCAGAUACCUCUAAAGCCGACCCGACGCCACAAGAAGAUGAAGUCGGCGGACCAAGAGGCCGCCCAGACGCCGGCGGAGGAUCACGAGGAGGAGCAAUUGCUGCCGGGCAGCGGGACGAGCAAUCUGCGUUAUGCCCGGGCCAAUUUGAGCCAGAGCAGCCUGAUGCUGAGCCACCAGCAGGGCUCCUUCGAAUCGUCCACCGAGCGAACGGCGAGCAGUGAGACCCUGGAUGUAAUGCCGAUAUCGAGGCGCUACCAGGUGCAUCCACAGCCGAACCGCUUGGGGAUUCGGCAGCCAGCCUCGGCCUUGGCGAGCGCUCUGCAUGCCACUGCCAGAUUGGCGGCCAGUGUGGAUGCCUAUACGGCGGCGGCUACAGCCACAGCGGCAACCGGCGACUACGGCGAUUAUAUGCGCCCGCAACCGAACCUCGGUCACGCCCACCAGCCACCCCUCGCCCAGACAACCCAGACAGCCCAGCCCCUGCACCACCAGCUGCCCGCGCACCAGCUGGGCAAUCUGAGAGCGAGCAAUUUUGUGGGGUCGUCGCGGUAUCUCUAUCACAGCCAGUUCAAUUCGAAUUCGCCGCAAACGAGACGCUUCACUGCGCAGCGAGACGGGUCGCCAGCAUACGCGGCUUCAGUGGCGGCAGCUUCAGCGGCGGCAGCAGCUUCAGCAGUAGCACCGAUAGCGCCACUAGCACCAUUAGCCUCCAUAGCAUCGCCCCCAUUCGCGGCCCAGCCGCCCUUUCAGUUGCGCACCUACCAACAGAAUCAAUCCUACCGCUUUCAGCCGCGCGGACACCAUCGCACCGCCAGCAGCAGCAUGUCGCAGUCAGGCGAGGAUCUCCACUCGCCCACCUACCUGUCCUGGCGGAAGCUCCAGCUCAGUCGGGCCAAGCUCAAGGCAUCCAGCAAGACGUCCGCCCUGCUCUCCGGAUUCGCCAUGGUGGCGAUGGUGGAGGUGCAACUGGAUCACGAUACGAAUGUUCCACCGGGCAUGCUGAUUGCCUUCGCCAUCUGCACCACCCUCCUGGUGGCGGUGCACAUGCUGGCCCUGAUGAUCAGCACCUGUAUCCUGCCAAAUAUCGAGACGGUGUGCAAUCUGCACAGUAUUUCCCUGGUCCACGAAUCGCCGCACGAGCGUCUCCAUUGGUACAUUGAAACGGCGUGGGCCUUCUCCACGCUGCUGGGACUCAUACUCUUCCUGCUGGAGAUAGCCAUCCUGUGCUGGGUGAAAUUCUACGACCUAAGUCCGCCGGCGGCGUGGUCAGCGUGUGUGGUCCUCAUACCGGUGAUGAUCAUCUUCAUGGCCUUCGCCAUUCACUUCUAUCGCUCCCUGGUGUCGCACAAGUACGAGGUGACAGUCUCGGGCAUCCGCGAGCUGGAGAUGCUCAAGGAGCAGAUGGAGCAGGAUCAUUUGGAGCAUCACAAUAACAUACGAAAUAAUGGCAUGAACUAUGGCGCAUCCGGGGACAUUGUCUAGCACCACUUGGUGGAUCCGCCAAGUGGAUCGAACGAAAAAGACAGCGGCUCAGGGUAAGCUUCAGAUUAUUUUAGUGAAACAAACACACAUAUUGUAAAUUUGUAGUUGAUUAAAAUUGUGAUACGCGGAAUUCAGUAGAUAUCUACUAUAAUAUAUAUAUACGUGAACUGUAUUGCGUGUGCUGUAGUCCUUUAUUUUACUUAUGGCAAUUACGGAUUAGCACGGAUAUUGACAAUGAUACAAGACCUCAAUUGAAGCAAUACUUCGGAUGAAUAUUCCUCAUAAAUUAGCUGAUAUUUGUUACAUAUUUAUAUUGCGUGUAUUUUAAAUUGUAUGCCAUGCCGGAUUUUUUUGCAACCAUCCUUAGGCAGUCUUCCCUUUUUUAAAUUUAAGAGCAGCUUGGACACAAGUUGAUUGUCUUAGCCCCUAAUUUAAUGUUAAGCCAAUUGUGUAAGCGAAACCGCGCUGUAAUUUAUACCAUAUAAUUUAUGAUUAAAAGAUUUUUCUAUAUAUA
Drosophila sechellia is the source of this 3658-nucleotide messenger RNA. It is a transcript of the gene Orai, whose product is annotated as calcium release-activated calcium channel protein orai. Bases 1624 to 3144 code for a protein of 506 amino acids. The record is from RefSeq and is a predicted model, not a curated record. Gene Ontology annotation, biological process: store-operated calcium entry. Gene Ontology annotation, cellular component: membrane. Gene Ontology annotation, molecular function: store-operated calcium channel activity. The transcript has 2 exons. Lineage: Eukaryota; Metazoa; Arthropoda; Insecta; Diptera; Drosophilidae.